Molecule: messenger RNA, 1759 nt
Organism: Rhodofomes roseus
Lineage: Eukaryota; Fungi; Basidiomycota; Agaricomycetes; Polyporales; Fomitopsidaceae
Product: MFS general substrate transporter
Exons: 17
Coding region: 1-1653 (550 amino acids)
Biological process (GO): amino acid transmembrane export from vacuole
Source: RefSeq, a predicted model, not a curated record
AUGUCCCAGCCCACCCGAGCACAGACGACAGCGACCGAUGUCAACGACAAGUCCGUCGCGGGGGUCAACUAUCUCAGCAAAGUCCCAGAUGCGAUGAUAGAAGUGAAACCCGUCGCUCCAGCGAAUACAGAGGAACCCGUGGUGACUCGCAAGGAACUUUGGAGCUACUACCUGUAUUAUAACGCAGCAAACGGAGUCGGGCCUUUGAUCUACUUCUUGAUUCUUUUCCAGAGCUUGGCCACUUCCGCCGGCUGGGACCCUUCUCAAGGCCCUGGAUCCACAUGCACAAACUCUGGGCAAUGUGUUCUACCUUGGGGCAGCGGCACCAAGUCCGUCAGCUCCAUUGUGCUCGUCGCAAAUGGCAUCAGUUUCGCGAUCAUGACAGUUCUUUUCACAACAAUCGGUUCAGCGGCCGACUACGGCACCUUUGGACGUUGGUUGUUGUUCGUCGUCACCCUGUUCUUUUGGGGUUCCCAGUUCGCCGGUAUGGCCCUUACGAAACCCUCACGCUGGAAGGUUGCGAUGAUCAUCUACAUAAUCACCUUCGUUUCGUACGGUGCGACUCUUGUGUUUUAUGCUGCUGUGUUUCCGCGGCUGGCGCGCAACACCCCGCAUGCUCGCCGCCUGCGAGACAAGUUAGAGAAACAGGAGAUUUCCAGAGAAGAAUACGAACUAGAAGAGAGCUUAGAGAAGAAUCGGAUCAGCAACAUUAGCACGUGGCACAGCUUCGUUGGAUUCCUCCUUGUCCUGUGUCUGGACUUAGCGAUUUUGUUACCGCUCGCGACCAAUACUCUGGUGAACAACUAUACGGUAGUUCUGACGAACAUGUACUCAGUAAUCCUCGGCAUAUGGUGGUUCGUCUUUCAACAGCCCCGCCCCGGACCUCCGCUUCCCAAAGGCGAGCACUACCUGACGGUUGGCUGGAAGCAAAUCUGGAUCGUCCUGAAGCAAUGGAGGAAGCUGCCACACACCUUCAUGUACCUCUUCGCCUUCUUCCUGCUCUCUGAUGGCAUGAACACCACAAGCACGCUCGUCAUCAUCUGUCAGAAUGAUCAAGUCCAAUUUUCAUUCCUGCAGAGCACGUAUCUGAGCCUCGCGCAAGGUUUCGCUGCUACUGUCAGUAUACUCGGGUUUUGGUGGAUCCAGAAGUACUGGAAGAUCUCAACGAAGAAGAUGUUCGCAGUCACGAAUGUCUUCACCGUCCUAAUCCCAUUGUGGGGUAUGAUCGGCCUGUGGACAACGAAGUUUGGUUUCCGCCAAACUUGGGAGUUCUGGGCGUACAACGUAGUCUUCGGUCUGUUCCAAGGUCCAUACUACUCCUACGCGCAAACCAUGAUGGCGGAGCUCGCGCCGCCUGGCUUCGACAACAUGUUCUUCGGAUUGUUCGGGCUUUCGAACCGCGCGUCAUCAUUGAUCGGGCCGAACGUCAUCCAAGCCAUCAUCAACGAGACGCAGAACAACUGGAAGGGCUUCCCAUUCCUUUUCGCUCUGUGCUCCGCGGCAUGUCUUGUCAUCUGGUUCGGUGUAGAUGUGGAAAAGGGUCGCCGGGACGCUGUCGCGUGGGCGGAACAGAGUCUAACAUACGUCACAGAGACGAGCACAUAUGUCGAAGACUCUGUCGCGGACUCAAGGGAUUCUGGGGAGAAAGCAUGAGGGGGGUAUUCAUUGCGAGGUUCUGAUAAAGCGGACAUUUCAUGAAACUACCACUCCACAUGAUGCUAGCCAGUGUGAUGUUAUGUGCCGUGCGUCUGGGACAUCC